Aspergillus oryzae RIB40 is the source of this 1878-nucleotide messenger RNA. RefSeq names its product transcription factor TFIIIC subunit TFC1. The transcript is spliced from 4 exons. Lineage: Eukaryota; Fungi; Ascomycota; Eurotiomycetes; Eurotiales; Aspergillaceae. The record is from RefSeq and is a predicted model, not a curated record. Gene Ontology annotation, biological process: transcription initiation at RNA polymerase III promoter. Gene Ontology annotation, cellular component: transcription factor TFIIIC complex. The coding region runs from base 1 to 1878 and encodes 625 amino acids.
AUGUCCGAACAACAUGGGUCCCGGACAGCCCCAUCCUAUCCCAUCCCGUCUCGUCGCAUCGUCACUGUCGAGCAUCCGGCGAUUAUCAAGAAUGUCGAUAAAGCCAUCGACACACUCCGGGGUAACACGGGGAUCUCCAAGAUCCUAAACCCCCCAAAAGCCGAUUUCCCGGCUAAUCUCUACCUCCGACCAGAGGAUCCAAUGUCAAGACCUAUCCAAUCAACCAGCUUGCCAUCCAACAACAUCCUCCUGAAGGUGACCGUGCCUAGACGGACCGGUCGUAAGCGUAAGCGAGGAUCAGAUGAGCCGUUCACGGGUGUCCCUGUCUCGACACUUGGCCCUGAGUUUCAGCCUCGUCGCAGUGCAAGGGAGCUCCUGCGGAGCUUGAGCGAUAAUGUGGGCAGAUAUCAGAUUGAGCCGGUCGGUCUGGUGAGCCGUACGCAUGGAUGCCGGACUUUGCUUUUUCGAGUACUGGUAGUUCAUUCUCCAAUCGGUUUCGGGAGCAAAUUCUGCCUUUUGACUGUUUGUUUUGUCCCAUUUUUUGGGUCUAGCGGUAUGGAGACUAAUAACAUCGCAGAUGAGAAGAUGAAGCAAUUCAAUCUAGAUAUGGCCAAAGGCAUGUCAUCAAAUGUCGAUAUCAUCCCACCUCCAUCUUUCAGCCAGGGAGAUAUCCCAUUCACCUACGCUUACCGCCAAAACCAAGCAGUCCGCCAAUCGAUCGACUCAUCAGGCAACAUAACAACAGUCAACACCCAAAAAUCCACAAAAGUCCUAACACACCUAGUCUCCUACGACGUCCCGGAAGUACCCAGCAAACCAAACGAAAACACGCCACCACUAGAAACCCAAGACGCCACCCUCCGAGAAACAGUCGCCAUCAUCCGAGACCUCUUCGACAAGCGCCCAGCCUGGACCCGUCGUGGACUCCGCAACCACCUCAGCACAAUCGAACAGCGAUACGCCCUCCGACUCGCAAUCCCCUACGUAGGCUACAUCAUGCGGUCCGGGCCCUGGCGCGACGCAAUCAUCAAAUUCGGGCACGACCCGCGCACAUCCCCAGACUACCGCCCCUACCAAACCGUCAUGUUCCGGAUCCUGCCCAAGGAAGCGGACGUCGCGCGCGACGGCUACGCGGGACGUCGUCACGCCGUGCCCCGACUCAACGAACCAGUCACAGAUCCCUCUACCGAUCUGAGAUCAAAUACGCAUAUCUUCACAGGCCAGCUGCCGCUGCCGCUCGACGGCCGGAUGUGGAUGUUCUGCGAUAUCACUGACCCUUUGCUAAGGAGUAUCGUGUUUCCGGCGGAGGAGGCACCCGGGUUUAUUCGCGAGACAUGCGAUACAAUCAGCGAUGGGUGGUAUGGGAGUGGGACGCUCGCGAAACUGAAACUGAUCAUGCGUCAUAAGAUCCUCGGGCUCAUUGAGGAGAGGAUCCCCGAUGAUCAGGAUUUUGCGCGGAUUUUGAGUUUCCCAGAUUAUGCGACGCCGGAGAAUGUGAAUACGGCGUUCACGCUGGAUGCUAGCGUUGUGUCGACUAAGGAGUUGACAAUGGCGACGGAGAUUAGGGCGAUGAUUAAGGGAACGCCAUCGUGGAGGGAGUCGACGAACCAGGGACAGGAGCAGGAUGCGACAGGGAAGCGUGGGAAGAGUGCUACGGGUCGGCGAGUGCAGUGGCGGGAUGCAACGGGCGAGGAGGAGAGUGAGGGCGAAGAGGAGGCUAUUGAGAAGCAGGAGAUUUUGGAAGCAGCUGUGGAGGAGGUUAUGGAAGCAGCUACAAGUGGUGUGGAUGAAGACGGAAAUGACGAUACGGGAGAAUCAGACGGGGGAGAGGAGAUCGAGGAAUCGAGACCUCGGCGCAAGUCAGGAAGUCGGCGGUGA